UGACAGGCCGUGUCACCCUUCAGUCAACUAAACAGCUCCGAGGCGAUAGCAUCCAUUUAUCCAAAAUAUUUGUGUUUCCGUUUUUUUUUAUUUUGUUUUAAGGUUUUUUUUUUACAUUCAAAACCACACAAAAGGAUUUGCCUGGAACAUGAAGAGCAUAGUGGCUCAGACGGAAUGCCAGCUGCGGCCUCUCAAAGUGUCCGGCUUGGUUUCCGCGCUCAAGACGGCCCGUGGUGAUCACCCGGGCAAAAGCAGCGCCGUUUGCCAGCUGGUGGCGCAGAUGGUGGCCGGUCAGGUGAAGUCGCCAUGGACGCCGCACCUGACAUCGCUGAUCGAACGCCCGGACACGAACAACCGCCACCUGUGGCGGCCAUAUGUCAGCUACAGCAGUCGCUACGCCCGCAAGCUAUCCGUCCAGAUGGAGCGACGUGGCUCGAGCAUCAGCUUCCUGAGUGGUCAGAACUCGGGCUCGAUGUGCUGCGUGCUGCCGGUGAAGACGCGCCAUGCGCCCAAAACGCUGCAGGGACGAGAGUGGCCCAUUUGGCGCCAAUCCUCGAUGCGACCGCUGCUCCUGCCGUCGUCCAAUCUGUGGACGGGUGUGCUCAGCAAGCGUUUCUAUGUGCCACGCCUACGUCCCGUCGAGGAGGUGGAGGAGGUGGAACGCCAGGCAGUGCCGCAGCUGAGGAUCACCAAGGAGCAGAGCGAGGAGGAGGAGCAACAGCUCCAGCGGCGUAAAGAUGGCAGUCGCCUGCGCAGCGAGUGCUCGGAGAUUUAUCUGGCGGACCGGGAGCAGGACUACAACGAGCGGGAGCGGGAGAAUAGGCGCCAUCGACAGCCCUACGUACCCAGCGAACUGAUGACGCCCGAACUGGCCACCAAGUGGCAAACCACCAAUGCCACCGGUAGCGACAGGGAGCGCCAGCUGCUGGAUCUCGGGCAGCAGUUGAAGACGCGGCCAUCCGUUCGGAUGACGACGCACACCUGGAGCAGCGGCAAUCAGAGGAGACAACGCAGCCGUCGGUCCAGUCCCCAUCGGAAUCCGAUCGUCUCCGAGCUGGAAGGCUGGCGGCGAUUGUCCAAUCACCAGCCAGUGCCCGUCUUCCAGGGCGAGCCCGCCGAGCAGGAGCACCUGCGUCACGCCAGCCGCAAGACCAGCGCCAGGAGCAUGAUGCAGGAACAGGAGAGUUGCCAGAUGGUGUGGGCGGAAAGGAAGAGAUCACCGUGGCAGCGCACCGAGGUGACCGCCAGCAAAUCGGGUCGAAUGCCCAGCAUACGGGCGGCCAAGUCGGCGGUCAUGAUGGCGCAGGAGGCGCGUAACAAGCACCACAGGCUGAUCACCCAGGAGCUGGUGUACAGGCGCAGGCCCAGCACAGUGGACGCAGCGGAAGCAGAGGGCACAGAGGAUCAGGAUGCCCGCCAUCGUCCCACCGUUGGAGGGCAGAAGAUGUCCAAGGGAGCACCAGAGCGGGCAUUGCUCAAACAGCAUCUGGCCGAUCUGCUGCCCGUCUCCCAGCCGGAGGACUCCUUUCGGAUUGGCUACCAACCGAAUGCGCCCACCCGGCAGCUCCUCGAGCAGGGCAAGUGCUAUGUGUCGCUGCGCCGCGAGCAGUUCAUCCACCUGCAACCCGUGCGGCCCAAUUCCCUCAUCCAUGUGGCCGAUCUGGAGAUGCGGGAGUCGCCCCGUCAACCGGUGACCACGUUGCAUCGCAGGGAUGGCGCCAAACGACCGCGUCCCGUGGAGGUGGUGGUCAAGCCAUCUCUGCUCACGGUGAUCCGUCAGAAUGCCGCCACCUGGGAUCACAACGGAGGCAAAGUGGCCGCCAAGAGGUGCGAUCUCGUGGGUGUGCGUCCCAAGGAGCAGGCCUCUGUGCGGCACCUGGUGCGGAAGGCCUCGUCCGUGGAGGCCAUCGUCAAGGCCCAGGGCAAACACUCAUUCGAGCCGAAGAUCCAAACGUUGGCCAGUGACUACCAUCGAGCGGCGAGCCAGAGACUGCCCCAUGUGACCAGCAAGCUGGACAUCAGCAAGGCGGCAGAUCCCUUCAAGGAUCUCGACGAGCCGCGCAUCAAGGAGAAGGAGGUGGCCGCCAGCUGGAAGCAGGCGCAUGUGGCCGGUAACAACAGGUACGAGGCGUCCACCUCCUACCGCCGGCGUGCAUAUCCCGGCAAGAAGUGCACCACCAAAGACAUGACGGACUGCUACUUUCUGGCCAAGCGCAGCUCCUCCACGACGGUGAUCGCCACACAAGCGGCAUCCUCCAAGAAGGUGAAGCCACCCAAGCCGCCGGUGGUCAGUCCCAAGGUUCAGGUGCCCAGCGUGCUGCACAAGCAGAGGUACCACGACCUAUCCUAGGGUAUCCUAGAUCCUCUGCAUCAACCGUUUUUUGGACCACAAAACCCGGACAAUCGAUGGCAAAUCCACAUUCGAAGCGGAAUUCCAAAUUGAGCAGUGAACACUACAAAUAUACAACAUUAUAUAUACACACACACCUGGUGGAUCGAUGCUCCUCCCCGGAGAACUAUUUUCAAAUCGGAAAACUCGAAACUUGAAACUCAAACUCAAAACUCAAAACUCGAAACUCAAAACUCGAAACUCAAAACUCGAAACUCGAAACUCAAAACUCCAAUCCAAAACUAAACUAUCGCUUAAAUUGCAUCCUUCGAAAACGAACACGAAAACGAGCAGAAUCGAAAAUUCCAAAAAUCUGAGGGUACAACUGCUUCGAAAACGAUCGCUUUCAUCCAUUUUGGCAUAUUGAUAGUUAUUUAUAACUCUUUGUUUUUUUUUUAUAUAUAUAGACACUUUUUUUCGAUAAUAGGAGACAGCCGUUUCAAUGCCGUUUAAAUUGAGACAUUAGUGUUGCUAGAGCCAACAAAUUUGUAGUUGUUACAUACGUAUUGCCCAUUACAAAAAAGAACAAAAACAAAAUAAUAUGUUAACUCAAUACGCUGCAAAAUUAUGGACAGUGGUGACACUAUGUAAAAAUUAUUGAAUAAAAACGGAAACAAUGGAAUGUCUCGAA
Messenger RNA from Drosophila santomea, 3020 nucleotides. RefSeq names its product protein xmas-1-like. Bases 149 to 2350 code for a protein of 733 amino acids. The record is from RefSeq and is a predicted model, not a curated record. The transcript is spliced from 3 exons. NCBI's taxonomy places the organism in Eukaryota, Metazoa, Arthropoda, Insecta, Diptera, Drosophilidae.